This is a messenger RNA of Acromyrmex echinatior (Panamanian leafcutter ant), 1114 nucleotides long. RefSeq lists its product as uncharacterized. Gene Ontology annotation, cellular component: plasma membrane. Gene Ontology annotation, molecular function: olfactory receptor activity; odorant binding. The record is from RefSeq and is a predicted model, not a curated record. Lineage: Eukaryota; Metazoa; Arthropoda; Insecta; Hymenoptera; Formicidae. Gene Ontology annotation, biological process: detection of chemical stimulus involved in sensory perception of smell; sensory perception of smell.
AGCGGCUUUCCAGACACAUGCUGGAACACAUUGGCAAAGACAGCAAGGACAAUUUCGAUCUGAAACCCGACAAGGUAAAAGACGACAAUUACAACAGAACUUUGAGCUGUCUGCGCAAGCAUCUGCAUGUGAUACAAUUCGCGGAACUGAUUGAGUCUACGUUCACAAAUAUAUUCCUAGUCAGCGUUUGCCUGAACAUGAUUGGAGGUAGUAUGAUCGGCAUACAAGUAAUCUUAAACUUAAACGAUGCAAAGGAUAUCGUAGAACCCUUUGCUAUUUAUAUCGCGCAACUCAUUCAUCUCUUCCUACAAUUCUGGCCAGCUCAAUUUCUAUUAGAUUAUAGUAUCCUUCCUUAUGAAUCAAUUUGCAGAUCAAAUUGGUAUUACACUUCGGGAAGAUGUCGAAAACUUCUUUUUUUAAUCAUGAAUAGGAGUUUGUUACCAUGCAAAAUAACUGCUGGUAAGAUCGUGCCUUUGACUAUUGAAAACUUUGGCAGGGUAAGCCAAUUGCAUCAAUAUAUUCACUAUUCUUAUUUUCACAAUUUCUUAAUUUCUAUCCCUAAAAAAAAAUUUUGAUUUCACUCUUCUCAAAGGUUCUAAAAACAAUGAUGUCUUAUUUCACGAUGCUACGUUCCUUUAAAUGACGAUUUCAACGUAUUUUUCUGCAAUUUAUAAAGUUUUUAUAAAAUUCAUGUAGGUAUUUACAUAUAAUUUGCCAUGACCACAGUUUCAGCAAGUGAUAAAUUUGAGUUAAUUUAAAAAUAUCAAAAAUAUGUGAUAAAAUAUUAGAUGGUAACAAAUCUUAUAUCUUUUCAGUGUCGUUCGUACACAAUAAUGGGUCUUUCUGGCAUUGAUUUUUGAUUACUUUCUAACUUUCAUUUUCUUGGCAUUGAUAUUGUAUUUCAUUUUUCCAUUUUUUUGUUAUCUCGAAUAAUACUAGCUAAAAGUGACUCACUGUGUCUGAUACUGACUGGUCAACAUAUUAAGACUCAGUUUUGGAAUUAUUCAUAGUAAUGUUUAUGAUAUGGUGCUUUGUGAUCACGGUGAGCGUCUUUAUUUUUGGGAUAAUUAAUUAUAAUUUUAAAGUUUUUUGAUAAAUAAGUUUUCCAUAGUCU